Molecule: messenger RNA, 4987 nt
Organism: Chinchilla lanigera (long-tailed chinchilla)
Lineage: Eukaryota; Metazoa; Chordata; Mammalia; Rodentia; Chinchillidae
Gene: Tdrd1
Product: tudor domain containing 1
Exons: 26
Coding region: 177-3707 (1176 amino acids)
Source: RefSeq, a predicted model, not a curated record
CGCAGACUGCGCAGGCGCCACGCGGGACCGCGGAGGCCCAGCUGGGCAUUUGAAGCGAGGCGAGAGCUUGGGAGGGUACCUGGGCCGCCGGGCUCUUGGCACUGGCAGUCGCCACCACCACCGGCCUUCGGAGACUGGUCGGGGUCCGCCGCGCUUCCGCCUCGUUCCAGACUUCUAUGGAUGUUAAAUUACCACUUAAUAUAAUGUCAAGAAACUUGGAAGCAUCUACUUGUCAAAUGGCAGAGCCAUUUAAUUUUGAAGAAGGUGAAGUCAAGCUUCCAUCACACGAUUCUGUGAGAACUCCUGGAGGACAUCAUAACCAUCCUAAUUUCAGGUUGAAAAGUCCAGAGAAUGGAAAUGAGAACAAUUUUUUGCUUUGUGAGCAAACCAGACAGUAUUUAGCUAGUCAAGAAGACACUUCAGUAUCUUCAAGUGCUGGUGGCAUCAAUGGUGAGGUGGUUGGAUCCAAAGAAAACAGAAAGGCAGGAGACUCACUGUCACCAUUAAGUGUGGGAGAUAAUUUACCACCCCGAGAAGAAAAACCUACGCCUACCAAUAAUGUGCCUUCUCUGAAGUCAAAAAAAUCACACCAGUUUAAGAAUUCCUUGUCUAUAAAUAAUCCAGCACUUUUCAACUCUUUACGACUUCCUUUUCGGUCAACAACUUGCCAUCGCUGUGGCCUUUUUGGGUCACUGAGGUGCUCUCAGUGCAAGCAGACAUACUACUGCUCCACGGCGUGUCAGCGGAGGGACUGGUCCACCCACAGCAUUGUGUGUAAACCUGUCCAGCAAAAUUUCCACAAACUUGAAGACAAUAAGCCACCUUUUGAAACAAACAUGGAAGUGAAAAAUGAGAGUGACUGUCCACCUGGGGUUACUAAAGAAAUAGCCAGUGGUGCCGAGAAAAUAAUGUUUUCUGAUUUGAAAAGUUUACAUCUCAAGAAAACCAUGGAAAUAAAGGGUACAGUUACUGAAUUCAAACACCCAGGUGACUUUUAUGUCCAGUUGUAUUCUUCAGAAGCUUUAAAACACAUGAACCAACUCUCUGCAAGCUUAAGAGAAACAUACGAAAAUGUGGUGCAUGAAGAUUAUACUCCUAUUAAGGGGGAAGUUUGUGUUGCCAAGUACACUGUUGAUCAGACCUGGAAUAGAGUAAUAAUACAAGAUGUUGAUAUGCUGCAGAAGACAGCACAAGUCUUGUAUAUUGAUUAUGGAAAUGAAGAAAUAAUUCCACUAAACAAAAUUCACCAACUAAAUAGAAACAUUGAAUUGUUUCCUCCUUCUGCUAUAAAGUGUUUUGUGGCCAGUGUUGUCCCCACAGAGGGUAUGUGGAGCAAUGAUUGUAUCAAAACUAUUAAAUCACUGUUGAUAGAGCAGUACUGCUCUAUAAAGAUUGUCGACAUCUUAAAAAAGGAGGAGCUUACCUAUGCUGUAGAUGUUGUGCUGCAGACUUCAGGAGAAUUUUUAGACCAUGUCCUGGUAGAAAUGGGAUAUGGUUUGAAAGCCACAGGACAAAAUUCUAAGAAGCAAUGUACAGAUCAAAGUGAUCCUGAAGGUGUUGGAAGGAUGACACCUGAAAACAAAACCGGUGUAGACAAAAGUGACCUAAUCCCCAAAGUGCUCACUUUGAAUGUAGGUGAUGAGUUCUGUGGUGUGGUUGCCCACAUUCAGACACCCGGGGACUUCUUUUGCCAACAACUACAAAGUGGCCAUAACCUUGCUGAACUUCAGACAUCCCUCAGUGAGUACUGCAAUCAGGUGUGUCCACGGUCCAACUUUUAUCCAUCCAUUGGAGAUAUAUGUUGUGCUCAGUUCUCGGAGGAUGACCAGUGGUACCGUGCCUCUGUUUUGGCCUAUGCCUCUGAAGAAUCUGUACUGGUUGGAUAUGUCGAUUAUGGAAACUUUGAAAUCCUUAGUUUGACAAGACUUUGUCCCAUAAUUCCAAAGUUGCUGGAAUUGCCAAUGCAAGCUCUAAAGUGUAUGCUGGCAGGAGUCAAGCCAACAUUAGGAAUAUGGACUCCAGAGGCUAUUUGUCUUAUGAAAAAAAUUGUACAGAACAAAAUGGUCAUAGUGAAAGUGGUGGACAAGUUGGAAAACAGUUCCCUGGUGGAACUUACAGAUAAAUCUGUGACACCUGUCAUCAGUGUUGCUAAAGUGCUCAUAGAUACUGGUUUUGCCAUAGACGGAAAGGAAACAGUGACAGAUAAACCCAGUGUUCCCUUGGGUACAGAGGGAAAAGUAAAUCCGUUGGAGUGGACAUGGGUCGAACUUGCUGUUGACCAAACCGUAGAUGUUGUGGUCUGCAUGAUGUAUAAUCCUGGAGAAUUUUAUUGCCAUAUCCUGAAGGAUUAUGCCUUGGAGAAGCUCAAUGAUUUGAAUAAAUCUUUAGCAGAAUAUUGCCAGCAGAAGUUACAUAAUGGUUUUAAGGCAGAAAUAGGGCAACCUUGUUGUGCUUUUUUUGCAGGUGAUGGUAACUGGUAUCGUGCUUUGGUCAAGGAAAUCUUACCAAAUGGAAAUGUUAAAGUACAUUUUGUCGAUUAUGGAAAUGUUGAAGAAGUUACUACAGAUGAACUCCAAAUGAUAUCAUCACAAUUUUUAAAAUUUCCAUUUCAAGGGAUACAGUGCUGGUUAGUAGAUAUACAGCCUAGAAACAAAUACUGGACUAAAGAAGCCAUCGCAAGAUUUCAGAUGUGCAUUACGGGAGUUAAACUCCAAGCCAGGGUGGUUGAAAUCACUGAAAAGGGAGUGGGCGUUGAGCUCACUGACCUUUCCACUUCAUAUCCCAGAAUAAUUAGUGAUGUUCUGAUUAGCGAGCAUCUGGUUUUAAAAGCUGGCUCCCCGUCUAAGGAUUUGCCAAAUAACAGACCUGUUAAUAAACACAAUCAGGAAAUUGACACCCAGGAGCUUCAAGCUUUCUCUUCAGCAGAGCAGUGGAAGACGAUAGAACUGCCAGUUAAUAAAACUGUGCAAGCAAGCAUAUUAGAAAUCAUAAGCCCUAACUUGUUUUAUGCUAUCCCAAAUGACAUGCCAGAAAACCAAGAAAAAUUGUCUAUUCUGACAGCUGAAUUGUUAGAGUAUUGUGAUGCUCAGAAAAGCCAGCUGUCUUACAGACCGAGCAUUGGGGAUGCGUGCUGCGCCAAAUACACAAGUGAUGAUUUCUGGUACCGUGCGGUUGUUCUGGAGACAUCAGGUUCCGAUGUGAAAGUGCUCUAUGCAGACUAUGGAAACAUUGAAACGCUGCCUCUUUCCAGAGUACAGCCAAUUACUGCAAGCCACCUGGAAGUCCCUUUCCAAAUUAUCAGAUGUUCAUUUGAAGGACUGGUGGAAUUGAAUGGAAGCUGUUCUCAGUUAAUAAUAGAGCUACUAAAAAAUUUCAUGUUGAAUCAAAAUGUAAUGCUUUCUGUGAAAGAAAUUACUAAGAAUGUUCACACAGUGUCAGUUGAGAAAUGUUCUGAGCAUGGUACUGUCAGUGUAGCUGAUAAGCUGGUGAAGUAUGAUCUGGCAAAGAACAUCACAUCUAAAACGCAAAAUGCUUUCCAUAAAGAAAAGACGCACAGGAUGAGUUGCUGCUGCACAGAGUUACAGGAACAAGUUAAAAAACAUGAACAGAUUCUGUUCUUCCUCUUGAACAAUCCAACCAAUCAAAACAAAUUUAUUGAAAUGAAAAAGCUUCUAAAAAAAACAGUGCCUUUUGGAAGUAAACACUAAUGAGGAUGGAAACAAGAAAGGCUAGACUGAAGAGAAAAUGUACUUCGUCUUGCUUAGUUUAAUUUUUUGGAAUCUUCAUCUACUUUUUUUUUUGAUGACCUUCUUAUGCCUCCGUUUUUGCUUGCUUCUUUUAGUUUGAGGCUUUUUCCUCCAUAAAUUCUUCCCACCAGAUAAAUAAAUUUGGUAUAAAAGAUUUAUACUAAAUUCAUGGGAAUAUCUGAAAGCAAUAGAGGCUUUCCACUGUAUAUGUAAUUUGUUGUUUUUGCCAUGGAGGAAAUAAAACUAUGGCCUCACACAUGCCAGGCAAGCGCUCUACCACUGAGUUACACGCUAGUCCUCUGAUGUUUUAUUACUGAAAGUAUUGAAGAAAAUAUGGUUCCGUGUUAAUACUGGAUAAGUAGGGUGGAUAUAGAAGUUUUAUGAUUAUCUGUAUGUUUAUUUUUUAAUAAGGUAUUCCCUGCAUUCCUUGUCAUCAUCGUCCAUGUCAUCAAGGCUCCUUGCUUUUUCCCUCCUUCACCACUGCUCUCAUCUUGUCUGCACUGAGGUCAUCAGCUGCUUUCUCCGUCCUUGAUUGGAUUGGUUGUUGUUUUUUUUUUUUUUGGCUUUUGGGCCUGGAGUCUGUCCUUGAUCUGUGGACCACUUCCCCUGGGAAAGGACUUUAUCUUUCUGCUCUUGCCAUCCAUUCUCUUCCAAUUUUGUAGCCAGUUAGAUUUUUACUGUAGAAAGAAUUGAGUUUUCUCCUUGGGCGUGAUGGUACACACCUGUAAUCCCAGUUCCUGGGGAAGAUGGGACAGGAGGGUCACAUGUUUGAGCCCAGCCUGGACAAUUUAGUGAGAGCCUAUCUCAAAAUAAAAAGAUUAAGAGGCCUGGAAGUGAGGGUGGGGCAUAGGGGUGUGCUCAGUGGUAGAGCACCCUGGGUUCUAAAGCAUAAAUACAGUAGUAUGUAUUUGUCUUGAAGCACAUAAUCUUAUAUUCUGAACUCACAUGUGCAGAAUUUCAGGCCAACUGGAGGGUUUCCUGCCAGCCUCAAAGUUUCUAUUUGGAAAAUUUUCCAUGAUUUAAAUCAGACUGUGACAAUGUAAGAUGUCACCACCUCAGAGCAGAUCUUAAAAGACUGGUGUGGGUUUUUUGUUGUUGUUUUGCUUUUACUGGCAGUGUCUAUCACCUGUUCUGUUCAACGGAAUUUUUCUGUGUGUAAAACGUUGUUCAAAAACUGAUGUGGUUUCUAUUUAGAUAAAAGAUUAUGCUGCUUUGCCCAAUAAAGUCCUUUCACUUGUCAA